Molecule: messenger RNA, 882 nt
Organism: Arabidopsis thaliana (thale cress)
Lineage: Eukaryota; Viridiplantae; Streptophyta; Magnoliopsida; Brassicales; Brassicaceae
Exons: 6
Coding region: 1-882 (293 amino acids)
Source: RefSeq, marked reviewed
AUGGGUGGAUUUACUGGAUUUGGUGGCUUGAUCAAUCAGAACAUUCAACAGCCUCGUAAGGCCGCGGCCAAGUCCAAGAUACAUGAGAAUGUUAAAUCUGGUUCAGUUUCAGAGAAAGAUACUAAUAUUCAGGAACCUUGGUAUUGGGAUCCUGAUGUGGACCCAAAGUUGAAGGCCGAGUACAAGAAAAACCAUUCGCAUGUGAAUAGGCAAGCAAGACUUUGGUCUGGUCCAAAUAACAAGCAUCCAUGGUAUGAUGCUCCUGCUACGGUGAAGGUGAAAACAAAAAAGGGUCUUUGCAAUUUGAACAUAGAAUUCACAUUGGGAUGGCCUCCUCAAUUAGUCUCUGAGAUGCUUACUAAUCCAAGAAACAUAAAUUUCUUCAGAUUAUUCGAUAGGGACUUUCGCCAACGUUUGGACAACAAAUCAACAAAGGUUUUGAAGAAGGACGGACCGCGGCAGAUCACGAGAGUGAAAAAAACUUUGAGAUAUAAGCUCCUUGGGCGCUCUAUAGCUAUCCCGAUACAUCUAAUCAUCGAUGAAAACCAUAAAAACCUAACGGCAAAAUAUAAGAAAGAGAAAAUGAUGUACAUGAAAGUGUUUGAGGGUAGAUGGAAAGUGGAGCCACUAUACGCAGAUCAGGAACGCUUAUGCAAGUCUAGGUCGCGGAUUAAUGAAGAAGAGUACAAAAAAUGUAGUGACGGAAAAGGAAGGAUUGGAUCAAAGGUGACAAUGGAGCAGAUCUUUCAGCCUUGUUCUCUUCUUAAUGUGCCACCGAUUUCUUGGUUCAUCCGUGAGAUCACCAUCAAAACAAUAAAGAAUUUGCUCGAAGAUCUUAGACAAUUUGUUAUCGACAUGCACAAAAAUUCAGACCCGGAAUGA